This is a messenger RNA of Actinia tenebrosa (Australian red waratah sea anemone), 2152 nucleotides long. Its product is annotated as bcl-2-like protein 1. NCBI's taxonomy places the organism in Eukaryota, Metazoa, Cnidaria, Anthozoa, Actiniaria, Actiniidae. Gene Ontology annotation, cellular component: mitochondrial outer membrane. The record is from RefSeq and is a predicted model, not a curated record. Gene Ontology annotation, biological process: regulation of apoptotic process; release of cytochrome c from mitochondria; intrinsic apoptotic signaling pathway in response to DNA damage. Gene Ontology annotation, molecular function: BH domain binding.
ACGAUUUAAAUUUUAAAAUUUUAAAAAGACAUUGGGCUAUUCAUUAGUGCAAGGAGGCAAGCAGAAAAUAGAAAUUAGGCAUAAAAGUCAAAUAUUAAAUACUUAUUUACACUUUUGAACCAAUCAGAGAGCGUCAUUUCAAUGUCAUGAAUAUUAAUAAUUGGCUUUCUCGCUCGCCUCCGUUAAGCUUGCAACAACUGUGUGUGGGAAAAGCUCUUCCUUGCCAUCAACAGCUUCUCUUUCCUUUCGAAUCUAACGUUGAGCAUGCAGCGAUGUUUAUUUUGUGUUGUACUUCAUUUGUGAUUUAUUUUAAUGUCUGACCACGUUAUUUUCAUAAACAAAUCGUCGAAAAAUGGCCGUGUGAACUAAAGUGAGCUGACUAGAAGUGAAAUACUGAGUGGUCUUUGAACAAAAAUAUUUUCAAAUAUUCACUAAAAAUCAAGAAACCCAUGGAACUCAAUUCAGACGAUCCAAGGACAUGCUAUCCAGAGGUUGUAAAACAAUCAGAACUGCUAGCAAAGGAUAUUAUUGCUUAUAGACUUGGUAAGAACCAUAAACCACCUAACACCGUUGCGGAAACUUUGAGAAAAUUGGCAGAUAAGAUCGAGGAGCAAUACCCGGCACUGUUAAAUCACUUAUGCCACAAACUAAACUUUUCUAGAAGCACGGCUUACACUACGUUUGUUGAAAUCGCCGGAGAAGUCUUCGCCGAUGGAGUAAACUGGGGAAGAAUAGUUGUACUUUAUGCAUUUGGUGGAAGACUUGCUGUUUACUGUGAACAACAUAACAUGAAAGACUUGGUUGAUCUAGUGACCGACUGGAUUGCUAAGUACGUUGCUGGAUUAAGUGAAUGGAUUUACAAUGAUGGUGGAUGGGAGGGCCUAAACAAGCAAUUCAGAGAUAAAACAAAUGAUAGUUCUUGGUGGAAAGGUGUAUUUAUUACAACAUUAGGCAUUGGAACCUUGGCUGCUUUAGUAUACACAAGAUAAGCUUUGUUUUUAAUUGGACUCACACUAGUACCACAAGCAUAAGCAUCAGACAAAAUUGCAGCUGCAACCACAACAAAGAUAUGCCAAUUUGCUUGUGUUUCUAGUGUCAAUAGUGUCAACUAGCUUUCAGAGUCAAUACCUAAAAUGUUACCCUUUAAACACUCUAUCCAUAAAAUAUUAUGGCUAUUAAAAAUUUAUAGUAUUAAAAAUAUGGUUCUUUACAUAGAAAUUGAUAGAUAUGUGAUAAUUUUUGUCCUUCGAGUCCUAACCUUGCCUUGAUAUUACAAGUAUAACUUUUUAAUAUUUGACUCUGAAACUUGUAUUUAAAGUUUUAAAUCAUGAUAAUAUUACAGGAGGCAUACAUUAGCUAAAUUGUAUUUUACUGUCAAUAUUAUUUUCACUUUUUUUUUUCCGCAGCCAUAGGCUUUAUGCAAUUAAAAAUCUUUUAUUUAAAUAUGUAUUGGUAAUUUAAUAGAUUUAAGAUAGUCAGGGACAAUUAAUAUAGGAAAGUAUUUAUGUAAAGAAAUGUUUAUUAUGAGAUGUACCUUGCACUGACAGAUUGCAUGAUUAUUAAUCAUGUUUGAUUAUCUGAUGGGAAAUGACCAUGCCACUAGUUAGUGUGAGGUACUCAUUGAUACAAAUCAUCCAUUUCAUCAUUAAAGUGUUUAGUACAGGGCUCCAAAUAAUGGCUGGUCAAGGAAAAGAUUUGACCGGGUAAGUUCAAAUUCUGGCUGGACAUUUGUCCGGUUAUUGGCCUUAUUUGUAGCCCUUCAGUAGCUAGAAAUAUUCUAUGUCUAAGCCAUGUUACAUUGCAUUUCUUUUGCAUCUACCAACACUCUUCAAUAUACAUCCAUAAAUUACAAUAACCACUUCUUGCAUUAAAAGUAUACAAUAUGCAAUUGAAAUUAAGGAUGGAUGACCUAUCGGCUUAUAAUUAUUAUGAUGUAUCUUGCAAAUAUGACAUACAUUCAGACAUAAUAUAGAAGUAUCAAAAAAAUGACUUCCAAAUGUUCUGAUAUUUUAUGAUUAUCAUAAUAAUAUAAACUGUCAGGACAGGUUUUUGUUCGUCAAUUUUGUUAUAAAAAUAUGGUAAAUAAGGUAUCCAAAGUGGUUGAAAAUGGGUUUAUGUAUUUGGUCAUAAAAUUAAAACAUUUUAAAGGUAA